GAUGGAGAAAGCUGAAAAAGUUGAGGAUGAAGACAGGAGAGCGUCUGCACCUGCUGAAGAACAACCUGAGGAACCUGAGGAUGGUGCAGAGGCUCCUGGGUCUCAGCAGGAGCGAUCGACUGAGGAUUCAGAGCGAGAACACGGAGAGUCCAGCGUCAACGCUCACUCAGACACUCACACCACACCCAGCAUCAUCACACACCCACGCUCAGAGCAGGACAGUGGAAGUGUACCAGAACCUCCACCAUCAUCUCUCCACUUCACACUGGCCAACAACUCCACAGUGGCUUUCACAGACAGCGAGGGAGACGAGAGGGCGAGACCCAGCCGUGACGAUGAAGAUGAUGAAGAUGAAGAGGAAUUCAUUGUGCUGGAUCCUGACCACCCUCUGAUGAAGAGAUUCCAGGCGGUUUUGAAGAAGCACCUCACCAGGGAGCUGGAGAGACUGGACCUGAAGCUUCGGGAGAAGGUGAUGGAGGAGCAGGCGUUGAAAUCCAGGUACGAGGAGCUCGGCGUUGAGCUCUAUAACGCCCAGCAGGAGCUCGCCAAAGUGCAGGCCACUCUGAAGACUCGACAGGAGGACAGAGAAAAAGCCAUGAGCAACAGGAGACAAGUGCAGGAAGAGCUGGAGAACACCAGGAAGGAGUACAACAGCAUGGCAGAAGAGCUCCGUGAAGAGCGCGCCCAAUUGUCAGAGCUGCAGUCCGAGGCGGACAGUCUCGCUCGGCGUCUGCUCUACAUGCAGGAAGUGUCCUCGGACCUGCAUGCAGAAGUCGCCACUAUGAGAACCGCCAAGAACAAGGCGCACACGGAGAAACGACAAGCAGAAGAACAGAAAUACCAACAGGAUCUGUAUGUGGAGCGUCUGGUGAAGCAGCUGGAGAAGCUGACGGAGCAGAUCGCUCUGUACGAGAUGCAGACGCUCGCGCAGGCCAACGACAAGCAAGCAGCCAAAGACGCCUUAGCUGAGGCUCAGUUGGAGUUAGACGCUAUGAUGGUGGAGAGGAAGCAGCUCCUUCAGCAGUGGAACAGCAGUGUGAUGGAGCUGAAGAGGAGAGACAACGCUUACAACACGCUGCAGGAGGCACUGCGGUCGGCCAAUCAUGAGUUGCGUGUUCUGGACGCGGAGUUGGAGGGAUACAGGCACUCCAUCACACUGGAGCAGGAGAGGAACGAGGCGCUGACGGUGCUGAUGAACCGUGCCGAGCACAAAGCCACCACCUACAGGAAGCUCCUCACACAGAUACACACAGAGCAGGAGGCACUGCACAACCUCCACAGCACAUACACACACACGCUGCAGGAGACCGAGAAGAGUCUAGACGGGGUGACCAUGGAGUGCAGUACGCGUGACUGGGAGCUCACGGUCCUGAGGAAGCAGAUGGAGAAGCAGGCGUGUGUGCGACUGGAGCUGGAGGACAAGAUCAUGAAGAAGAUGCAGGAACAACUCACACAUGACAACGCUGCCAAACAGACACGCCUUCUCCUCACCAAGACCACAGCUCACAUCAGAGACAAGGAAGCCCAGCUUUCGAAGGUUCAGAAUGAUUUAGCUGCAGUGCGGCUGGAGAUGACCAAGGUGGUGCCGCGUGUCGAGGCUCUCUCUCACCUGCGGCUGCAGCUGGAACAGGAAGUGAUGGAAUGCAACCAGCUGCUCUCAGCCAAAGAGGCAGUGGUGGCUAAUCUCAACACCACCAUCGAGCACAACCAGAUCACCAUGAACGUUUAUAACAAGAAGCUUGAUCAAAUCAGGGCAAGCGCAGGGAAUGAAGAACUGGGUCCUCUGGAGAUCAAGGUGAGGGCUCUGAAUAAGCAGCUGGAGGAGCUCAGAGCUGAGAUGAAGGAGCAGUGUCAUCUCUGGCUGUGGCAGCAGGGGGAGCUAGUGAGACUGAGUCAGGAGAAACAAGUACAGAGCAGCGCAACGCAAACGCUGAACACACAACUCACCAUCCUGCAGCAGAGGAACCUCCGCACCAAGAAUGAGAUCGAGCAGGAGGAGCGUGGGCUCGUUGAGCUGGACAGACACUCUAAAGUUCUGAGGUUGGACAUGCAGAAGCUGAGCUCUCUCGUGAACCAGAACACACAGCUGAAACAGGAACUGGAGCAGAACAACAUCCUGAUGGAGAACAGCUUCAUACACACUCUCAAGGAUGCAGAAAGGGAGUCUGUAGAGGUGCAAUUCCAUCUAGAGAAGCUCCAGGAGGAAAAAGAGCAAUUACUGAACAGCUUGGUGGAAGCAGAGAGACAAAUCAUGUUGUGGGAGAGAAAAAUUCAGCUGGCACGUGAGACUCGUUCAGCCGUGGAAUCAGAAGUUCAAAAGGGGGACAUGCACACCAUGAAAACUGAGAUACACCACAUGGAGGUGUGUUAUAACCAGCUGUUGAAGCAGAGGGAGAGGAUGUUGAGGGAGAUGGAGAUGGCGGUCGCUCGGCGUGAGAACAUCGUGAUACGCAGCGAGGUUCAGGCAGACAGCACCCGCAAACACAGCACACACGCCGUCCUCCAGAACACAAUGCAGAACCUUCACCGCAGCAUCCUCCAGAUACACAAGCAAGCAGAGAAGUAUGAUGGUGUGAUAACACAGCUGCAGCAGGAGCAGAGUUCUCUGAGCGAGCAUCUGAGAGAGAAGCGGACGCAGAUCGACGAAGGCAGCAACACGAGCUCCGGCUACAUUGAAGAGCUCAACAACAUGCAGCAGAACAGAGAGAAGAACCUGAUUCAGCUGCUGGCUCUGCAGUCUCAGGUGAAGCAGCUGCAGGCAGUGAAGGAGGGUCGCUACAGCGCCGCAGCGAGCGGAGAAGACGCGCUGCAGAACAUCACGCACAAGCUGCAGGAACAGCUACGCUCGAUCAGAGGUGUUCUACAGCGGGUUAUCCAGGACUUCCCAGAGCACAAGGUCAUGUUCUCCAGGAUCCUCCUCCUCCUCUCCACACAAACGCUCUGACCUGGCGAGAACCUGAUACUUAUCUUCAGAUGUUCUCAGUUCACACUCUAGAACAUUCUGCGUGUUAGAUGAGUAUCAGCGUUCAAAGAACGGCCGCUGUUACACUCGGUUCUUUGUGCGAGUACGGCAGCAGGAGGGCGUGUCCUAAUUCUUACCAAGUUCUAAUAAAAGUGACCUUGUUCAGUGAA
This is a messenger RNA of Neoarius graeffei (lesser salmon catfish), 3132 nucleotides long. It is a transcript of the gene ccdc40, whose product is annotated as coiled-coil domain containing 40. Gene Ontology annotation, cellular component: cytoplasm; cilium. Gene Ontology annotation, biological process: axoneme assembly; heart looping; epithelial cilium movement involved in determination of left/right asymmetry. The record is from RefSeq and is a predicted model, not a curated record. The coding region runs from base 2 to 2944 and encodes 980 amino acids. The transcript is spliced from 20 exons. Lineage: Eukaryota; Metazoa; Chordata; Actinopteri; Siluriformes; Ariidae.